Messenger RNA from Cuscuta epithymum, 712 nucleotides. NCBI's taxonomy places the organism in Eukaryota, Viridiplantae, Streptophyta, Magnoliopsida, Solanales, Convolvulaceae. The record is from the annotation of a GenBank genome assembly.
UGAUGGUAUAAUUAUCCCAACCAUGGAUAAAUAUUGAUCGGAUUAACAUGGAUGAAAGUGAGUUAGAGGUUGAUGUGCACGGUAACUAUGUACGGGUGAUGAUAAGGUAUAAGAAGAGCUCGUACGUGAUGACCAUGGGCGGGUUAGGAGAUAAAAGACUGUACAUGGCGGCUGUGGACAGGAGUUAGUAGAAGAAUAGGGAGUACGGAGUAACCAUGGAUGUCAUGGUAAGCUUAUCCAAAGAGCACGUCCAUAGCAACCAUGGACGCAAGUAGAAGACCAGAGUGCACUAUAGCCUUGGAUGCCAUGGCGAGCUUAUAUAAAGAAAUGUCCACAGUGACCCUGGACAUAGUAGUAGAAGCUUAUCUAAACAAUCUAUACAUGGUGUCUCUGGACAUCAUGGCAAAAGCUACAUGGCGACUCCGUACGACAAACUACAUCAACGACGUCUUUUCAAGAUAUUCACACAAUCAACAAAGGAUUCCACAGAUCCGGAUUAUUGAUCUGCAUAUCAAUUCGAACAUGGCGACCAUGUCGCCCGAAUCUUUUAUGUCUUAUUUUCUACUAUAAAAUCAUGUAAUCUUUGUAAAGUUAAUCAAGCUCAAUACACUGAAUACACUACAUACAUUUAUCUCUCUAAAGAUUAUCCUGAGCACUUUAAUUAUUUUCGGCUAUCUCUUAUUAAUUAUUUUCCGGUGGAUUUACUUCCAUC